Messenger RNA from Linum tenue, 636 nucleotides. NCBI's taxonomy places the organism in Eukaryota, Viridiplantae, Streptophyta, Magnoliopsida, Malpighiales, Linaceae. The record is from the annotation of a GenBank genome assembly.
UUGGCGGUGGCGGAGAUCCAGGACACGCCGUACUUGCUGUCGAGCUGCACGAACUUGUUGUUGUGGCAGCAGCGGAGGUGGAUCAGAUGGGCCGGGUCGGAUCCGGACGGGACUACCUCCAGCUUCACGAACGGGCUGAGCGGGUCCAGGAGUCGCAUGCAUCCCAGGUCGUUGACGUACGGCCCGAAGGAGUGUCGUUCCAGAGGUAGUGCAGCUUUGAAGGGUAACCAAGUCAAUGCCGAAAGUCGUUGGGAGAUCCUCCGCCGGAAUCGAGACGGCGGCGCCGCCACUGCGGGACUUUCUGAAACUCGGAGCUCCGCUGCUCGGAGCGAGGUCGACCAUCUCCACAGCCUGAACCUCACAUUCCUGCCAGUUGAGAGCCUCGAGAUCUUGCUUGACUUGGUCGUUCGACGAGGUACGGCGACAAGGGCGAUCAAAACCACCUCUCCGGACAUACAUAGGUGGGUUCUCACUUCCGGCAGCAAUGGUGGAAGGAGUGACGAGGAAAAGAAAGAGAGGGCUUGCGGCUGCUGCGUACAUGGUCCUCGGAGCAAGAAUUCGAAGGCGAAAGAUGAGGCGGAGGGGAAGGAGGAGGCAGUGGAGGAGUGGAAUCGGAAGAUGUGGCGGCGGCUCUAG